This is a messenger RNA of Camelina sativa (false flax), 1176 nucleotides long. NCBI's taxonomy places the organism in Eukaryota, Viridiplantae, Streptophyta, Magnoliopsida, Brassicales, Brassicaceae. The record is from RefSeq and is a predicted model, not a curated record.
AGCUGUCUCAGUCCUUCGUGCUUGGCUCUUCGAACACUUUCUUCACCCAUACCCUAAGGAUUCGGACAAGCACAUGCUUGCCAAGCAAACAGGACUCACUCGGAGCCAGGUAUCUAACUGGUUUAUAAACGCGAGAGUUCGGUUAUGGAAACCUAUGGUGGAAGAAAUGUAUAUGGAAGAAAUGAAGGAGCAGGGAAAGAACAUGGGAUCCAUGGAGAAGAAUCCUUUGGAUCAAAGCAACGAAGAUUCUGCUUCUAAGUCAACAAGUAACCAAGAGAAGAGCCCCAUGGCCGACACUUACCAUAUGAAUCCCAAUCACAACGGUGACCUAGAAGGCGUCACUGGAAUGCAAGGAAGCCCAAAGAGACUAAGAACCAGCGAGGAGACAAUGAUGCAGCCCAUAAAUGCGGAUUUCAGUUCCAACGAGAAGCUCACGAUGAAAAUUCUAGAAGAACGGCAAGGGAUAAGAUCAGACGGUGGCUACCCUUUCAUGGGGAAUUUCGGGCAGUACCAAAUGGAUGAGAUGUCAAGAUUUGAUGUAGUCUCAGACCAGGAGCUCAUGGCGCAAAGGUACUCAGGAAAUAACAAUGGCGUGUCCCUUACGUUAGGGCUACCUCAUUGUGAUAGCUUGUCGUCCACGCAUCAUCAGGGAUUCAUGCAGACCCACCAUGGGAAUCCUAUAGGGAGAAGAGUGAAAAUAGGAGAAACAGAGGAAUAUGGAGCCGCCGCCAUNAACGGUGGCGGAUCAGCUACAACUGCACAUUCAUCAGCCGCAGCAGCCGCUGCUUACAAUGGGAUGAACAUACAGAACCAGAAGAGAUAUGUUGCUCAGUUAUUGCCCGACUUCGUUGCGUAAACCCUACUAUCUCUAAACGGAGAAACCGAUGCAGGUUACUAUACGUUUCUAGUUUUUAAUUAGUAUAUAGUUUUUCUUAUACCAUUGAACCAAAACAAAGAACAAAAUUUAAUUUUAGUCUUUGGUUAUAUAUGGCCGACGGUUGUAUAUCGAUUUUGUAAUUUCUUUUUUUUUUUCGUUUUUAUUGGGGGAUGGAUAGGGUUACAUAUGUAUAUGGUUUAGUUACGUGUAAUAGCUUGCUUUUGGGUGUAUACCAAAUUAUAUUUUACUUUUAUUUCUAUGUAAUAAUAAGAUAGUGAACUGAUCUAUCAAAUAUUUUA